Molecule: messenger RNA, 4794 nt
Organism: Dromiciops gliroides (monito del monte)
Lineage: Eukaryota; Metazoa; Chordata; Mammalia; Microbiotheria; Microbiotheriidae
Gene: ZNF711
Product: zinc finger protein 711
Exons: 15
Coding region: 50-3127 (1025 amino acids)
Biological process (GO): regulation of transcription by RNA polymerase II
Cellular component (GO): nucleus
Molecular function (GO): DNA-binding transcription factor activity, RNA polymerase II-specific; metal ion binding; RNA polymerase II transcription regulatory region sequence-specific DNA binding
Source: RefSeq, a predicted model, not a curated record
GGAAAUUUGAAAGUGGAAUGGGAAGAAGAUAGAGAAUAUUUAGUAAAGAAUGUUGGAUGUCACCUCCAUCCUGGCUCAGAUCUUCUUGGUCUCCUUCAGUUUUCUGCCUGUUCACUGUUCUCAGCCAAAUUGCACAGAUGUGGCUGACUUUGAGGACUGCCUCGGAAACGUAGAUGAUUUCUGUCCAAAAGAUAUUGUUUGUGCAUGCAAAAAUGGAGUGCCUUUCUGCAAAUGCCUAAAUUUCAGAGGUCAGUGGGGAAAUUAUUGGUACAUGGGUGCCAAAUGUGAGCAACUCUGGAGUACUCUAGAUCUGAUUUUGGUAGCAGUGCUCCCUGGGAUAGGACUGGCUUUAAUAGUUGGUGUAAUAAUGCAGACUGUCCACUACUGUCGAAAGAGCUCAAAGCUGAAAACUCAGGGCCGCCAAGAGGAGGCUGCACCUAGACUCCAACCUCAACCUUGGCGGAAUGCUGCUUAUGUCCAUGAUAAGGAUAACUGGAAUUCACCAACUCGUAAUGCCAUGCCAAGAAGUUCCACUUCACCACAAAUGCAGUUUUCUCCGAGAGACCUUCGAGAAGACAAUCAUCAUAUGCAUCCAUAUUCAGAGAAUUUUGUAUUUCCUGAAAUGGGGACAAUGGAUAAUAUCCCUUUGACAGAUCUGAACGUGGAUCUUCCACUGAUAUUCGCGAAUGAACUUGUCCCCAGUAUGGAUCCAGGUGGUGGAGGUCUUGGAUUGCAGACACAAGGAUCCAAAGUGCCCCAUACUAUGAUAAUGCAGGAUUUUGUGUCUGGAAUGGCUGGUACUGCUCGUAUCGACGGAGACCAUAUUUUUGUAUCAGUUCCUGAAGCUCUAUUAGUUUCUGAUGUUGUCACGGAUGAUGGGAUAAAUCUUGAUCAUGGCCUUGCAUCUGAAGUUGUCCAAGGGCCUGAUAUCGUCACAGAAAAUGAUUUUGUAACAGAAGGUGUGUUUGUUCCUGAAUCUGUUCUGGAAGCUGAUAUUGCCAUUGAAGAAAUUUUAGAUAUUAGUGAUCACAUUUUGACUUCUGACCUAAUAACAGAAACUGUUAGAUUACCUGACCAGAUUUUUGUGGCUGACCUUGUUACUGGUCCUGAAGGACAUUUGGAACAUGUGGUCCAGGAUUCUGUGUCAGGAGCUGAUUCUCCCACAAUAGUAUCAGAGGAAGUUCUUGUAACCAAUUCAGAUACAGAAGCUGUGAUUCAAGCAGCCAGUACUCUUCCUGGUUCUACGGUUGCUAUAAAAACUGAAGAUGAUGAUGAUGGCAAGAGCACUUCUGAAGACUACUUAAUGAUAUCUUUGGACGAAGAUGCAGAGAAACUAGACCAAAUUGCAAACCCACCAGUAAAAAUCAACACUGAAGCUUCCAAUGAUGAUGUCACUAAAGAAGAUGGGUUUGGUUCAGAAGUUAUAAAAGUGUAUAUUUUUAAAGCUGAAGCUGAAGAUGAUGUGGAAAUAGGUGGAACAGAAGUUGUUACAGAGAGUGAUUUCCACAAUGGACAUUCUGUCCCUGGAGUCCUUGAACAGCAGGGAUGUGUUGGCCGAAUGCAGCGGGAGAAGAUGGUUUACAUGGCAGUUAAAGACUCAUCUCAUGAGGGUGAAGAUCUCAAUUGUGCUGAAAUAGCUGAUGAAGUUUACAUGGAAGUCAUUGUAGGGGAUGAGGAAGCCCCUGCUCUUCCUGAGGUCCAGCUGGAAGACUCUGGUGUGAAUAAAACAUUUGUUCCUGUGGCCUGGGCUGCAGCAUAUGGAGAUGAAAGUCUUCCCCAGAGGUAUGAAGAAUGUGAGGCAUCAGGAAAUAAUUUGGACACCAGAUUAGAAAAUAAAGAUGGUACCUCAGCACAGUACCUUCAGAUUUGUGAUAGUGUUAACACAAAUAAGGCACUUAAACAGAAGUCCAAGAGAAGGAAACGGGGAGAAAGCAGGCUAUGGCAAACAGCUAUUAUAAUUGGUCCCGAUGGGCAGCCCUUGACUGUAUACCCUUGCUAUAUUUGUGGGAAGAAGUUUAAAUCCAGAGGAUUCUUGAAAAGACACAUGAAGAACCAUCCUGAUCAUAUGAUCAAGAAAAAAUACCAAUGUACAGAUUGUGACUUCACAACUAGUAAGAAAGUAAGUUUUCAUAACCACUUAGAAAGCCAUAAGCUUAUGAAUAAAGUCGAUAAGACCCUUGAACUUACAGAAUACACAAAAAGAUACAAAGAAGCUAGUCCACUGAGUUCAAAUAAGCUUAUAUUAAGAGACAAAGAACCUAAAAUUUAUAAAUGCAAGUAUUGUGAUUAUGAAACUGCAGAACAAGGACUGAUGAAUAGACAUUUGCUUGCUGUACAUAGCAAAACUUUUCCUCAUGUUUGUGUUGAGUGUGGGAAGGGAUUCCGUCACCCCUCUGAACUUAAGAAGCACAUGAGGACCCAUACAGGGGAAAAGCCAUACCAUUGUCACCAUUGUAUCUUCCGGUGUGCCGAUCAGUCAAAUCUGAAAACUCACAUGAAAGCCAAACAUGGCACUGUCUUACCCUAUAAGUGUGAGCACUGUCCCCAGGCUUUCUCUGACGAAGCUGAGCUUCAGCAGCACCUGGAAUUAUUCCAAGGACAUAAAACACACCAGUGCCCUCAUUGUGACCACAAGAGCACCAAUUCAAGUGACCUUAAGCGACAUAUCAUUUCUGUCCAUACUAAAGAUUUCCCUCACAAAUGUGAAGUGUGCGAAAAGGGCUUUCAUCGUCCUUCUGAGCUCAAAAAGCACGGGGAAACCCAUAAAGGGAAAAAAGUCCACCAGUGUAGACACUGUGACUUUAAAACGUCUGAUCCAUUUGUGCUCAGUGGCCAUAUCCUCUCUGUUCACACCCGAGACCUUCCUUUAAAAUGCAAAAGGUGCAAGAGAGGAUUUAGACAGCAGACUGAACUUAAGAAGCACAUGAAGACUCAUAGUGGAAGGAAAGUUUAUCAGUGUCAGUAUUGUGACUACAGUACUACAGAUGCUUCGGGCUUUAAGCGCCACGUUAUCUCCAUACAUACAAAAGACUACCCACAUAGAUGUGACUACUGCAAGAAGGGAUUCCGUAGGCCAUCGGAGAAAAAUCAGCAUAUAAUGAGACACCAUAAAGAGACCGUUAUGUAAAAUUUUAUAUAUAUAUAUAUAUAUAUAUAUAAAGAGAGAUCCACACACACACACACACCACACACACACCACACACACACACAAUACAUGUAUAGUAAGAAAGGAAGUUAGAAAUGGGAUACAUUAAUUGGAGAAAAAGAAAAUCUCAUGAACUGUUUCUCCUGGUUCCAAAGUUUGAUAUUAAAUCAUAACUUUACAUUCUUUGUAUUUGAAGUCUUAAACGAGUAUUAGGGUUGACAGUGAUCUGCCAGCCCGAAGGGUUGCUCAUCACAGCUCCAGCACCCUAGAUGGUGAUUAGGGAGCUCCAGAGAAUGGAAUAUCGAAAGACUGCUGAAUGUUUCUUUCAUAGUAUUAUAUGCGUUGUUAGGCAGGAGAGGGGCACAGAGAGAGAGGAAGAGUGAGAACUGAUCCGUUGUGCUUUUUGGUUGGUUAGAAACAUGACUGGCCUCCACCAUUGCUGGGAUAGGAGGUCAGUGACACUUUGCUUCAUUCCUUACACAGUUUGGGGGUUGGGAAGAUGGAGGUAGGAAAGAUGACAGUUGAUCAGUGAUCACUUAGUCUUUUGGGUUUUUCUCUAAUACCUGGAAUGAAUAUCCAGAAAUGGUUGAAGUUUUGUUUGUCCAUUUUUAAAAGCAUUUCAUUCAGAAGCUUUUUAGGUUAAUUCAGUGCUUUUAAAAGCUGAGUUUCAGAGCUGCUAACCUAUUUUGUUAUUAGAUAGGUGAUGUAAAAGAUAGCAUUAAGCUAAGAGGUCGGGUAAUAUUCCAUUGCUAAGAAUAAGGAAGGGGGGUGUGUAUAUAAUUCCCCUUCUGCCUGACGCUACAAUUGAAUGUUCUGGAGGGCAGAGUUUGCAAAAGUAUACUUGCAUCUAAUGUGGAUUUGGAAGAAAAUGGAUGCAGCAAUAGUGUUGCAGUUCAGCACUAUUUUUCCUUAAUGUUGUAGGAGCUUCUUUAAAAGUUUAAAAAAUGGUUCAAAGAACACAACUUUCUUAAAUGACAGUAAAUAUUUAGAGGUUCUUUAGGACAGUUUUAGCAGGUAUGAUUAUUCUAGUCCUACUUGACUAACAUUAAUAAAAAGGUGCAAUUUUAUGCCAUUGUUGAAAAUACCAAUUUUAUAAUAUAAACAUGCAUUUUUAUUCUGAGGCAGUAUUUAUGCAGUAUUUAACCAGAAUAAUAUGCUGCCAACAGAAUUAAUUCAAAGAUGGAUCUUCAGUUUACAAUGUAUACAUUUAAAAUAUGCAUCCUUUUAAAUGAUGCUUUGUGUUAGCAUGCUGCAGAUCAAAAUGGCAUUUAAUAUAACAAGCUGAUCUAGGGCUAUUUAAUGAAAAACCUAUUCAUAAAUGUUAUGCAUAUAAUGUGUACGUUUUACUUUUUUUAUGUUGCUUCAUGUUUGCACACAGCUGUUGUCCACAUGAUAAAAAAAUGGAAAUUUUACUUCAUAGUAUAGCGUGGCUUUGUAAUUCAGAAAACCUUCAUCCUUAUGGUUUUGUACCAGAUGAGAAUCAGUUCUUUGAGAAUAAAUUUUUUAUCUUUCUGAAACCUCAAAAGGUUAAAUUUGGAAUUUGAAGCAAACAAACAAAAAAAGGUUUUAUGUGUCUGUAAAUGAUACACACGCUGUAACAUAAAAUUGUCACUGUUAUGUGGGACUAUUAUUUCUAAAUGUUAUUGUAA